AGUGUUAUGGGUGAUACAGAAGAACCUAAAAUGCAGAUAACACCAGAAACUCCAGGACGAGUCACAAUCCUGAACCCUUUUGAAAGUCCCAGUGAUUAUUAUACUCUUCAGGAGCAGAUUGUCUCCAGCCCUUCCAUCUUUAAGUCAACAAAAUCUUCCUCUACACCAGGAAAGUUUAGAUGGUCUAUUGAUCAACUUGCUCUAAUAAAUCCUGUGGAAAUUGACUCAGAAGAUGUUCGACGCCAAGCAAUGUAUUUGAGCCAUGCUAGAAUUGAUAAGGAGACAGAAGACAGAAGGCAAAAAGCUAUUGAGGAGUUUUUCACAAAAAGACUCAUAGUUCCUUCUCCAUGGACUGAACACGAAGACAAGCAAGUUUCUCAGUUUAAUUCAACUAAAUCCAUAGAUUUAGAUAACAUUUCUCCAAUUGGAAGACAGAUAACUUUGCAGCCUGGGAAAAGCAAUGCUUCCUGUCAGACAGUACUGUCUUUACCAGUGGAUUUUAAUUUAGAGAAAAUACUAGGUGAGUAUUUUAGAACUGAUGAAUUUGAAGAUCAGUCUCAGGAAAGUCUGAGCUCUUCAUCACUCAGAAGAAAGCUGUUUUUAGAAGAAAAUGGAAAUGUAUCUGCAUGUUUGUCCCCUGCUCUGCGUAGUCCAUGUGGUAGUCAGCCACUUGGAGUGCUGUGUUCAUUAGCAUUAUCUCCAGUCCGCUGCACAAGCCCCCUGGACACAUCUAGUUCAGGUCAGUUUUCAUCAAGUCCUAUUCAGGGAGGAACAAGGACUUAUAGCCUGGGAAGUAUAACCAGUCCCACAUUUCCAGAGGGGUCUCCUGCACAUAAUGGUUCUCCUACUUUUUCCCCAAUUGCUUUUCACAUAAGAAAGUCACCACUCUCAGACCGAAGAAAACUUACAUUUCGUUCUCCAGAUAUUCCUUCUUGCUCAAAUAGAAUGACACCGCCGAGUACAAGAAGUCCUUAUAUAGAUGGCUGUUCUCCAAUUAAAAAUUGUUCCCCUAUGAGGCUGGGAGCUUGUAGAGGAACUGCCCAGUAUCAGACUUCUGUCAUUAGAAUACCAAUUGCAGUUGAGAAUCACAGUGAGGAUGAGGAAGACAAGGAAAAUGCUUCUCCAGCAGCAGCUCGGUUCCCAGAAACGGAUAAUGGAAUAAACUUAUGUCAGGAAGAUGGUAAUGCUUUUGCAUGUGGUACACACCUUGUGGUAGCAACUGUGUCUAUCGCACAAGAUCACUCGGAAGCUUGUCAUCAAAGGUUGUCAUUUCAGGAUAUAGAAGGCUUAAAGGAAAAUAAUACUGUGGAUAUGGCUGAUGCAGCUGAAGCGUCAGAGGAAAACACUUGGAUAAAAGAAACCAUUGGCAAUAGCAAUACACCAAUGACCAGCUUCAUGACAGGCAUCACGUUCAGUAUUGAAAGCUCUCGCAUGUGCAUGUCACCUCUUGCAGAAAGCAGUGCAAUUCCCUGUGACAACAGCAGUAUUCAGGUGGACAGUGGUUACAAUACACAGACUUGUGGAAGCAGCAUUAUGGAUGCUGUGGGGGCUGAAAACAGUUGCAGAGAGAAUGAUGUGAAUACUGUCAUGUUUCAGAAUAAAUCUCAGCUGCUUAGAACAAAGGAGUGUUCAGUUUUAAGCCAUAAGGACAAUCAGUUGCUGAGAGCUACAUCUCCGGAGAAGCAAUCCUGUUUCCAAAAAGCAAAACCGCAUAGUACAGUAUGUGGUCAAAACACAACUUGCAACCUAUCUGCUUGGAAACAUACAAAUGAAAAUCAAAUUCAGGGAUUUCACAACAGUGGUAUGUAGUUUUCUGAUGGAGAACUGUGUUGUCUAAUAGGUUUUUCUAUAUAUGU
This is a messenger RNA of Acanthisitta chloris (rifleman), 1856 nucleotides long. It is a transcript of the gene BORA, whose product is annotated as bora, aurora kinase A activator. Gene Ontology annotation, cellular component: nucleus; cytoplasm. Gene Ontology annotation, molecular function: protein kinase binding. Bases 7 to 1809 code for a protein of 600 amino acids. The transcript is spliced from 11 exons. Gene Ontology annotation, biological process: regulation of mitotic nuclear division; activation of protein kinase activity; regulation of mitotic spindle organization. Lineage: Eukaryota; Metazoa; Chordata; Aves; Passeriformes; Acanthisittidae. The record is from RefSeq and is a predicted model, not a curated record.